Messenger RNA from Anopheles aquasalis, 246 nucleotides. RefSeq names its product Kazal-type protease inhibitor m1. The record is from RefSeq and is a predicted model, not a curated record. Lineage: Eukaryota; Metazoa; Arthropoda; Insecta; Diptera; Culicidae. Gene Ontology annotation, molecular function: protein binding.
AUGGAGAAGCAAGUACUCAUGUAUACCUUCGUGAUUCUGCUUUCUUUGCAACUAUGCCGAGCUGGAGAAAGUGAAUGUGGCAAGGCUUGUCCGCACAUCCUGGAUCCGGUGUGUGCCACCGAUGGACGAUCCUUCAAAUAUUUCUCCAAUCGGUGCUUGCUGGAAGGACACAAUCAGUGUGAACAGGCCAACAGAUACCGAGAAGUGGAUGAAACCAACUGCUCAGACGAUGAUUGGCAAAAGUAG